Funneliformis caledonium is the source of this 570-nucleotide messenger RNA. NCBI's taxonomy places the organism in Eukaryota, Fungi, Glomeromycota, Glomeromycetes, Glomerales, Glomeraceae. The record is from the annotation of a GenBank genome assembly.
AAUGAAGACGCAAAACAACCCGAUGAACCAAAAGAACAGCCAAAGAAUGAAGUGCCCAAAGAACAACCAAAGAAUGAAGACGCAAAACAACCCGAUGAACCAAAUGAACAGCCAAAGAAUGAAGUGCCCAAAGAACAACCAAAGAAUGAAGACGCAAAACAACCCGAUGAACCAAAAGAACAGCCAAAGAAUGAAGUGCCCAAAGUACAACCAAAGAAUAACGAACCUAAACAACCGGUAGAUCCUCCAGCUAAGGAACCAGACGUUAUAACUACAAUAUUCAAAGUAGUUUAUACAACAUUUACAAUCACCAUCACGAGUAUAAAACCAGGAUAUAGUACUAUCAUAACCACAACAAAUAAUAAAGGAGAGCCUACGUCAUAUCAAACUUAUAUACCACCGACUACGGUAGUUAUCGUUAAGAAGAUUACGUCUCCCCUUCCAGUUCCAACCGGAGAUCAAGUUGCUUUCGGUGAAUCUCUCAUUCUUGACGGAUAUCAGGGGAUUUUGGGGGUUUGGAUAAGUUUAAUAAUUGUGAUUGCGAGUAUGGUAUUUUCGAUGGUUGCGUAA